UCAUAUACGCAUUUUAGUCGUACCUUGUGCUUUGUAACCGUUAAAGUCGGCGGCGUUGUCUAUAUUCGUGUCAGAACAUUUAUAUUGUGUCUUCAGAUUUCGCGACAAGAGCCGAAAAAUAAUAAUGUUCCUCACAAGAUCCGAGUAUGACAGAGGUGUGAACACAUUCUCACCAGAGGGACGUCUUUUCCAAGUAGAAUAUGCAAUUGAAGCAAUCAAGUUGGGAUCAACUGCCAUUGGAAUCCAGUCAAAUGAAGGCGUGGUCCUGGCUGUAGAGAAAAGGGUCACCUCGGUCUUGAUUGAGCCAUCCAGUAUUGAGAAAAUUCUUGAAGUGGAUGAUCAUAUUGGUUGUGCCAUGAGUGGAUUGAUAGCCGACUCAAGAACAUUAAUAGACAAGGCCAGAGUUGAAGCUCAGAACCACUGGUUCACAUACAACGAGAAGAUGUCAGUGGAGAGUGUAACACAGGCGGUCAGUAACCUGGCGCUGGCAUUCGGAGAUGAUGACUCUGAACAGACUGUCAUGAGUCGUCCAUUCGGAGUUGCUUUGCUGUUUGCAGGGAUUGACAAGGAUGGUCCACAGUUAUACCACAUGGACCCAUCAGGCACCUUCAUCAAGUACGAUGCGAAGGCCAUUGGUUCUGGUUCAGAAGGGGCACAGCAGGCGUUGCAGGAUGUCUAUCAUAAGUCGAUCACCCUGAAGGAGGCAUGUAAGAGUGCUCUCACCAUUCUCAAGCAGGUUAUGGAAGAGAAACUAAACUCCACCAAUGUCGAGAUGGCCACUGUGACACCUGAACAGAAAUUCCAUGUGUAUUCCAAAGCCGAACUGGAGGAAGUCAUUAAGGACAUAUGAGUGUGGGGUACACCAUCAUUUGUGUUGGAUCAUUGCUGACCAAUCUUCAUGAAUGCAGAUGUUGUCAGAAAUUUUCUUUGGCACAAAUUUGCCAGAAAUAGCUUAAAUUUGAACAUUAUUUUGAUGUGUUUAUUUUUAGUUUUUAGAAAUGUCUGGUUGUAUUUAGGAUAUUAACAACAACCAUGACUGUGGUUUAUGUUUCUAUCAAAAUAAUUGUUUCUAUUAAAAUAAUUUUACAGAAGUCUUAACUAAAGUCAUAACUAUUGUUGAAGAUCCCCAGUUACUGAGAUAAUUAUUUCAGUGGUUUGUCUUAUUUAAGCUGCAUAGAUAUGGUCAGAAUGGAUACAAAAGUGCUCUUUUUAAAUAACAUAUGUUGAUUUAUUUAUGUUCGUAUGCAAACAAAUAAAUUGUAAAAAUAUAUAA
Messenger RNA from Dreissena polymorpha, 1273 nucleotides. Its product is annotated as proteasome subunit alpha type-5-like. The coding region runs from base 125 to 850 and encodes 241 amino acids. NCBI's taxonomy places the organism in Eukaryota, Metazoa, Mollusca, Bivalvia, Myida, Dreissenidae. The transcript is spliced from 9 exons. The record is from RefSeq and is a predicted model, not a curated record. Gene Ontology annotation, biological process: proteasome-mediated ubiquitin-dependent protein catabolic process. Gene Ontology annotation, cellular component: proteasome core complex; proteasome core complex, alpha-subunit complex; nucleus.